AUGGCGCUUCGCAUCCCUUUUUUGCUCUCCCUAUGGAGGAGCAUCCUCCUGGUGGCCAUCUCGACCUCGGCCAUCCCUCUCAAAACACUGGACGAGCUCAUCGCCGACGCCGAUGCCGAGUUUGCGGCGACGCCAGCCGGCGGCUUCCCUUUGCUGCCCCCGAGCCGCGACCCGUGGUACCGGGCGCCGACGACGUACGACUGGAGGCAGACGGACCCGGGGCGCGUGCUCAAGAUCCGGCGCGCGCCGCUCCUCAACCAGACCAUCAGCAACGCGCUCGCCGCGUACCAGCUACUCUACCGCUCGACCGACAGCCAGUACAACGCCUCAUGGGACGUGACGACGCUGUUCAUCCCGCGGUGGCAGGCGCGGUGCUCGGCGUCGGCGCCGGCGCUGUGCGCGCACGCGGUGCUGUCGUACCAGCUGCCGUACGACACGUGCGACGUGGACGCGAGCCCGUCGUUCGGGCUGCACUUUGGCGAGCCGUACGGCGAGAUCGGCGACGCGCUCGCGCUCGGCUGGUUCGUCGCCGUGCCCGACUACGAGGGCCCGCUGGCCAGCUACGCCGCCGGCGUGCAGGCCGGCCACGCCACCCUGGACGGCGUGCGCGCCGUGCUCGAGGUCGCCGGCCGGUUCGGCCUGCGGAUGGACCAGGCCAAGGUCGCGCUGUGGGGGUACAGCGGCGGCGCGCUGGCCAGCGAGUGGGCCGCCGAGCUGUCGGUGCAGUACGCGCCCAAGCUGGCCAUCGCGGGCGUCGCGGUCGGGGGGCUGACGCCCAAUGUGACGAGCGUGACGGCGUACUUGAACGGGCGGGCGGGGGCCGGUCUGAUUCCGCAGGGCCUGCUGGGCAUCGCCACGCAGCAUCCGGACGCGUACGGGUGGAUCGUGAGCCGGCUGAAGCCGGCGUUGAAGGGGGCCUUCUUGUCCGUGAGGGGUAUGACGGCGGCGCAGUCGAUCGAGGCGUUCCAGUAUCAGAACAUCUACGGGUAUUUCGUGGGCGGCUACAGGGACCUGCACACGCGGGUCAUGGAGUUGAUGUACGACGUCGACGGGUACAUGGGCUACCACGGGGUGCCGCGGAUGCCCAUGUUCAUCUACAACGCGAUCCACGACGAGCUGAGCGACAUUCGGGACGUGGACGAGCUGGUGGACCGGUUCUGCGGCGUCGGGGCGAACAUCCUGUACCAGCGCAACACGGUGGGCUCGCACACGCAGGAGCUGGUCAACGGCAGGGGCAGGGCCUUCGCGUGGUUGCGCAGCGUACUGGAUGGGAGCUACGACCAGAUCUACUCGUCGAUGGGGUGCACCGUGCAGAACGUCACCUACAACUUGGCGCCGUGGGUGGGCUGGGGGAGGUGA
This is a messenger RNA of Thermothielavioides terrestris NRRL 8126, 1359 nucleotides long. RefSeq lists its product as uncharacterized. Gene Ontology annotation, biological process: lipid catabolic process. The coding region runs from base 1 to 1359 and encodes 452 amino acids. The record is from RefSeq and is a predicted model, not a curated record. Lineage: Eukaryota; Fungi; Ascomycota; Sordariomycetes; Sordariales; Chaetomiaceae. Gene Ontology annotation, molecular function: triacylglycerol lipase activity. The transcript has a single exon.